This is a messenger RNA of Passer domesticus (house sparrow), 5578 nucleotides long. It is a transcript of the gene NPY4R2, whose product is annotated as neuropeptide Y receptor Y4-2. Gene Ontology annotation, biological process: G protein-coupled receptor signaling pathway. The record is from RefSeq and is a predicted model, not a curated record. The transcript is spliced from 2 exons. Bases 276 to 1409 code for a protein of 377 amino acids. Gene Ontology annotation, cellular component: neuron projection; plasma membrane. NCBI's taxonomy places the organism in Eukaryota, Metazoa, Chordata, Aves, Passeriformes, Passeridae. Gene Ontology annotation, molecular function: neuropeptide binding; pancreatic polypeptide receptor activity.
AGGGAGAGAGAUGCCAUCCAAAUUACCUACAGAAACAACCAGCACAGCUUCUCUCCUGGACUGCAAGGGCAGAAAAGGUCUUACUUCACUCCUACAUUUCUGCUUUCUUCCAGAAACAGAGAUGCCACCAAAUGCAGCAAUUCUCUCCAUCAGUAACUGAUCUACCCAGACCUUCCACAGCCAGACAGAACAGAUAUAACGCUUUUAGGCUGGCUCCAGAAGACUCAGACUGUGUUUGACUACCACCCUAUUGGAUAAAUAUUUUGGGAUUCAAGAUGAAUAAGACAAGGGCUGUUAAUGAUGUUUUUCAUUUCCUGAUCAACAAGAACUGGAGCUCAAGCCGAAGCUUUCCUAUGAACAUUUCUAAUCAGUGCAUGAACAUCACUGACCUUACUGUCUUUCUGGCCACCUCUUACAGCUUGGAAACUGUUCUGGGCAUUGUGGGAAACAUCUGUCUGAUUGCUGUCAUUGCCAGGCAGAAGGAAAAGGCAAAUGUCACCAAUAUCCUAAUUUCCAACUUAAUAAUUUCAGACUUGUUUAUGUGUCUUGUCUGCCUGCCUUUCACCGUUGUUUACACCAUGAUGGACUACUGGAUAUUUGGGGAAGUCAUGUGCAAAAUGACCUCUUUCACUCAGUGCACAACUGUGACAGUGUCAAUCCUUUCCCUUGUCCUUAUUGCUCUGGAAAGACACCAGCUCAUCAUAAACCCGACUGGCUGGAGGCCAAAUACCUCCCAAGCCUACCUAGGAAUCGGAGUGAUUUGGACUUUAGCAUGUCUCAUGUCCCUACCCUUUUUGACCACAUCCGUCUUGUCUAAUGAGUUGUAUGAGCAGCUCUCACACUUCAUGAAUUUUUCCACUGAUAAGGCAAUAUGUAUCAACUCGUGGCCUUCUGAGCAGCACAAACUUAUCUACACUACCACUUUACUGCUCCUGCAAUAUUGCAUGCCUCUGUUCUUCAUUAUCCUUUGCUACCUGCGUAUCUACUUACGCCUGCAGAAGAGAAAGGACAUGUUUGAGAAGAGCGAGUACAGCAACCGAGCAGUCCAGCUGAGAAGGAUAAACAUCUUGCUAGCAUCCAUGGUUGUUGCUUUUGCUGUUUGCUGGCUACCACUGCAUGUUUUCAACACCAUCGUGGACUGGAAUUACAAAAUCAUUUCGCCUUGCCACCACAACCUGAUCUUCUCAUUGUGCCACCUGGUAGCUAUGGCUUCUACCUGUGUCAACCCUGUUAUCUAUGGUUUCCUAAACAGCAAUUUCAAAAAAGAAGUGAAGUCACUGAUUCUGAGCUGCCAGCAUAAUUCAGUAACUGCCUCAAUGGAAGAAUAUGAUCAUUUGCCUUUAUCCACCAUGCAGACUGAAAUUUCCAAGGGGUCACUGAUGUUGAACUGCAGACACAAUUCUAUCUAACGAGCAGAAAACAUUUCAGAAGGGUGCACUGACACCACACACCAAUUAUUACCUGUGGGUAAUAAUAAAGCAACUGGCAAUGCCACAGCUGGGAUGUGAACAGGAAGCCAUCGCUACCUGAUUUUUUUGAAGAACAAGCAGAGUAAUGUUGUAAAUGUUCACAGUUGCUGCUGUGGUGCACAAGCUUUUUGUGUCACUGAGGUGGUACGGACACUGAGGAGACAGGAUGCUUUACAUCACUGAGGGCUGAUGUAAAGCAGCUGCUCUAAGAUCAGUGCCUAAGUUUGGGUGCACAGAGGCUGACAUGGGUUCAUCAGCAAAACUUGUAUCUCCACCAUGGCUGCAGUAGAAAACCAGAUUUCCAGUUUCAUCACUGCAGGCUGCCAAAAGUUGUGUUGGAGAAGACUCUCAGUUUUCCAGUAUUAGUAAGAUUUUUAUGCACAGCUGACACACCAGUGGAACAGAGUGUGAAUAUCAAUUUUUGUAAAUAUUUGUAAAUAUCAAUUAUGUAAAUAUAAUUUUUUUUUUACCAACUCUCACAGCCCAUUAAGUAACAGUAAUCUUUCAGAUCUUCACAUAAAACAACUGCCUGUUUCUAUGAAACUUCACUCUCUGCCAUAAGCUUGAGAAAAGUCAUUGCCUCUGCAAGUAAGGACAAGGAACAAUGACCCUGGUAUGUAAAGAGGGACAAGGAACAAUGACCCUGGUAUGUAAAGAGGACAGUCACUUAUGAAGGAUGGCAGCAAAUGAAAAUGUUAUUUGAUGGAUUAAACUCAUAAUACAUUGAGAUGAUACUGAGAACUGUUUUUAAGCACAUGAAAAACAGUUGUAGAUCUACAUGGAAAUGAGUCAGUUCUGGCUGCUGUCAGUCACAAAGCUCUGCAAUGCUACACCUUCACGCCAUGAUGGUACAAGAUGGCCAGAUUACAGGAGUUGUUCCAGGACCUGGUAGCAACAUGAUGUUCUGCUUCAGCACCUUCUUGGUACUUUAAUUGCAAAGUAUCUAAUUCAGAAGGUCAGAAUGAGCAUGAAAACCUGUUUGUGGAAAUAAUGUGUUUCCAGAGGGGCUAUACUUGCAAAGAAAUAAGCAUAUGCAUGGAGACUUUGAGUUUUCUUAAAAAAUAAAACCUGACGUCAGAUAUCAGUCCCACUCACUGGCAUCAGCAACACAGUUGAAGCUGAAUUUCAACAAAUCAAUAGAAGGUCAAUGAAAAUACACAGGUGGAAUCCAGGUCUGGCUGAAGCCAAGCCACAUAGGUAGUACUGUCAAUUGCUCUAGUAAAAUGACCUGGAUUCCUCUCUUAGUGAGAGACUUUGUGUGUGAUUACCUUUUGUAUCUUCCUCAAUAUUUGGAAAGACAUUUUUGUGGUUUUUUUUUCAAAUGGAUUUCAGCUUUCUUUUAUUUUCUUUGUUACUUGCUACACUGAGAAGUUGUUUCUCUUGAUUAGUUUGCAUGCAAUGUGAUUUCUAGACUGGACACAGUCUGCUAAAAACACAGAACAAGAGGACUCUUAUAUUAGCUGCAUCUUGAAAUUUGCUACUGUAGCCAAAACCACCAUAGGAUGCUGAGUAGCACAAAACACAGCAGCUCCUCCUAAUCAGUGUGAGUUAUAACAAAACUGUGUAUUACUUCAGGGCUUAAAUACUGUUUCAACUUUGUCGUUGUUUGGCAUUUAGAAUCAAUUUAAGUAAUUGAGUAAUUCUGCCUGUUUUUUGCACUUGUUAGAAUUCCAGUAUUUAGCUAGCUAAGGUGUCUGUAAAGCUAUUGUAAGAAUACUCUCCUAAACACAAACACAGAAAAUUAGCUGAUACAUGGCCUUAAGUAUAUAACUUUUCAAGCACCAGUGUCUUAAAUAGAAACAAAAUUACCUUUAACAUUUGGACUUCUAUGAACCUAUCUUUGUCAUUAGUUCUAGUGAAAACUGUUGGCAAAGUGCUUACAGUAUAGCAGAGACCUGCCACUGGAGCUCUGCACUGGCAUUGUGCACCAGAUCUGAGUUCUUCCUGCAGAGGGUAGAAAUAUGAGCGAGAUCUGACACUGUUUAGCUGUAAUUCACGUGGCCAUUUGUUUCCAUGAACGCAAGUAGAUACAUAAAGCAAGCAGAUCCAACUUUACAAUAACACAGACAAACACAAACGGAUGUUAUCUUCCUCUCAUGAUUAAGCAAAGUGUCAAGUUUGGAGUCAACUACUGUUUAUUGCUAACUGACUUUGGACUGGAUAAACUACAGGAUUUAAACACUAAAAGCCACCAAACUGCACCCAUACAUCUAACUGCAAAAAUGCAGAUCCUCAGAACUCUCAACCAGCUGCAGUCUAUCUGUCUACUUACUAUCUUGAGAUGCAUGUUUUUCAACCUCUACAACUUCCUAAGUAACUGAAUAAACUUUAAAGAAAACACAGAAAAAUAAAUAUAUCUAGGUACCAAAGGACUGAACAUGUAAGAGGAAAGGUGCCUGUACCAAUCCUUCAUUCUGUGCAUACACCAAGGCUUAUGCUGCUGCACACAACUGCAGUAGAGGAUAAUAUCCUGUUAGUUUUUUAAGAACUUCUGUAGCAAGUGUUCCCUGUUGCCUCUGAAGGCAAAGUCACAAGGCUGGGUGAAACUAUGCCUGCAUAGUUGAAAGAGCCGCUUUAUUUGUCACUUUGAGGCUUUAUGCAGCCAAGGGAGACUAGGUUUUUCUGGUCCCAGCAGAAGGUAACAGAACAGAAAUAGCUUACAUACCUCUCAUCCAUCUGUAAAUAACAGAUACUGUUAAUGUGUAAGAAACAUUGAGCAUUUCUGUGUUCAUUGUAUACAGUGAUGGUUUUGGGUAUACUCUUUACAAGUUCUGCUACUGAGUCACAAAAGCAAUGAUGGAGAAAUAGGCAGGAGUUGUGCACAUCAUGAGUUCCUACAAUUUUAAGACCUUACACUGCCUUUUUUAAAAAACUUUUUCAUAAUCUUGCCUCUUGUGAUACAUUACGAGAAGACAAUAAGGUUUUCAGAGCAAGAGAACAACUUAUUCUGUGAUAUAAAUAGCACACUAUAGGGAAUCUUAUAAUAACAAAUAAAGUAAUAUUGUCUGUGUCACUUCUCUGUCCCUCCUUCUCUAAAAUUAUGUAAUACUCUUAAUAGUAUAAAAUAUAUAAGGUUUAGUCCUCAACUAGUGUUUAUCAAGAGAAAAAAAAUGUAUGGUGUAAUAAGAGACACUGAUGUGUGAAGGAUUAACCAUUUGACACAUUAUUCCAAAGGACAAGGGUGCGGUGCGGCCGACAAAGGAGGACAGGCAAGUACCAAAAAUUCAACAUGGAACAUUGGAAUAUUCUGAUGCCAGAACUCAAAUCAUCACAGACUUUUCAGAUUGCACAAGAAGCUGGGUCCUGUAUGGCACAGUGUCCUGAACCCCAACCAGAACCACAGCCAGAAAGGAACUGACACUGCUGGGAUGAAAACCAAUGUGAGAUAUUUAACAGAAUUUUACUGAACUUCAUAAAAUGCUCUGAGUUAAAAGUAUUGGUAAAUUUCUCUGACUGGGUUACUUGGCUUGACAGAAAGUAAACCAAGGUACCAGAAAUGACUGCAGAUUGUGCUAUAAGCAGGUUUGGUUUAUUACACUUGCACACACAAGGGAAGAGUGCAACAGCAGUGUCUGCCUGCCUGGAUGGUGGCGUGUGGCAUGAGCUGCCACAGGGCUUGGCAGCAAUGCUGUGACAGCCAUCAGUCACAUCUGCAGCAUGGGUCUGCUGUGCGCAAACACAGAGUGCACACACAUCUGAGGAUUGACACUCAGUGAGAGAUUACUGUGAAAUAAGAUGUCAUACCCUGAGGACCCCUUCAGAGAUCCUUUUGCAUUGACCCACAUGUCUUCUCACAAGAUCACCUGGCAUUUCAUUUUGCAGACCAUUCUCUUCAAGUUUCUUAUCGAUCAAACACUGUCCUGAUUUUCAUACCAGUAUUGAUUUCAAUGUAAAUUGUUGAUGCUUAGUACAAUGUGUAAUCUGGACUUAUAUUGUAUGAGCAUCAAAAUCCACAGAGCUUUUAUGAUCUUCCCUCCCUUUCUCAGUUUGCUCUAUAAAGUCACUUAUUUAAACUCAGGAAGUUGUAAGUAGAAUAAGCCUGAGAUUUAUACAUCUGUACUAUGCCUUUCCUGCCAGACAAUGCUCAUUAGGCCUUUGUCAGAAUUGUU